CUUUCUUAAAGGCUGAUUGUUGCGCCAGUUUCGUGAUGUCUAAACUCAAAACAGUCAUUUGGCCGAAAGUGAUUUUAUUUGGGGACUCCAUCACACAGUAUUCAUUUCAAGCCAAUGGCUGGGGUGCAGACAUUGCCAACAACCUUGCAAGAAAGUGUGAUGUUGUCAACAGAGGACUCUCUGGUUAUAACUCCAGAUGGGCCAAAAUCGUUUUGCCUCGGCUCAUCAACAGCUCAAACUCAGCGGACAACAACAUAGCUGCUGUCACUGUCUUCUUUGGAGCCAACGACUGUGCACUGGAAGACAAAAACCCAGCACAACACGUACCUCUGCAGGAGUAUUCAGAGAAUCUGAAGGAGAUCACCAGGCUUCUGGUUUCCGCUGGAGUGUCUACAGACAGAGUUAUUUUCAUCACCCCUCCACCACUUCAUGAGCCUGCCUGGGAGAAGGAGUGCUUUCUGAAAGGAUGUCCUCUCAAUCGCCACAACUCUGUGGCAGGGCAGUAUGCCCAGGCGUGUGUCCAGGCUGCCAGUCAGUGUGGUGCAGACGUCCUGGACCUCUGGACUCUCAUGCAGAAAGAUGGACAGGACUAUUCUGUCUAUCUGUCUGAUGGGCUGCAUCUCUCAGAAAAGGGAAACCAGUUUGUAGCUAAGCACCUGUGGGGACUGCUGGAGAGCCGUGUGGCCGAUCUGCCCUUCCUUCUGCCUUACUGGGGAGACGUGGACCCCAAGAGCCCAGAGAGCAGCCUCCUCUGUGACCAGUGAAAGAGUGGACUUCGUAACCCAACCGCUGACCAGCACUCUUUUUUGCACAGAGAGCCUGACAUGGGCCUGCUUUCCUGCUGUGAAACAAUGGAGCAGCCGAUUAAUUUUUUGCUGGAAUGUAAAAUGCGACACCAUCUAUUAAUGUCUAAAAUGCACAAUAAAGAUUUUUAUUUUGAGAUGUGUGCUAUUGUAAUGCAAGCAAGAAACUUUAAAAACUCAGGGCAGACUUUUAUAAACAUAGAAACAUUAGAUAUACACAUCAUCAGAAUAUAUAUGACACAGGACACCUGCUUGUUGUGUAACAUCAAGCCAUUAGAGCCACUGUUAUCUACACAGUGUAUUUUUUUUCCUUGACCUACAGAUAAAUACAAAGAUGUGACACAGCAGGCAACAGUGGUGAGACAGCAUUAACUAACAGAGAAGUGCGUAACUCACAUUGGCACAAGGACAGGAAACCAAGCAGAAAAAAAAUAACAUUUGAUCACCUCAGGAAUUUUCUUUUAAAAUAAAAUUCAGGAUUGUCCAGAUUCACUUUUCAUUUUUUUCAAGUUUUGCACAGAGAUAAGUUAAAUGUUUAGGCACAAAAUUGAAAAAGGCACCAUGUUUCACACAGAUGAUACAACCUUCUCUUAAAGCUUCAACAAGCUGGACAAAUAAGUGAAAUACUUAAGAAACUAUCACUCGCCUCCACAGUGUUAAAACAUCGCAUCCUUAAGUAUAAAGGGGCCAAAUAUAACAGAAGCCAGCUUUGGUUUUUUUUUAAAGGAAAUCUUUCAGGACACACAGCACAGUAAGAACACAGAAAACUUAUUUAUAUCCUCCAGUGAUGUGAAAAAUACUUCAAGUGCAGUUAUGACACAAAGAUUCAGGAAUAAAACAUUUUAAGGUCAAAGUUUGCAUCUGAAUAACAUUAUACUGAAAAAAUGACCACCGCUACAUCAUCAAUAUUAUGUUACACUAUUGACUGUUAAACUGUUAAAGGAACAAACCAGUGAGGUUAUAUUGGAGACAGGACUUUGUGCACAGGAGUUGAGGGGGAGAAAGGCCAGGAUGUUACCAUGAUAAUUCUGUUUUUAAAAGUUUAAAGUUCUGAUCCACGAUGAUAGCUCGAGUUUUGUUUGUGGUUUU
Messenger RNA from Plectropomus leopardus (leopard coralgrouper), 1892 nucleotides. RefSeq names its product isoamyl acetate hydrolyzing esterase 1 (putative) (gene iah1). Gene Ontology annotation, molecular function: hydrolase activity, acting on ester bonds. Lineage: Eukaryota; Metazoa; Chordata; Actinopteri; Perciformes; Serranidae. The record is from RefSeq and is a predicted model, not a curated record.